This is a messenger RNA of Laetiporus sulphureus 93-53, 2286 nucleotides long. RefSeq names its product FabD/lysophospholipase-like protein. The transcript is spliced from 12 exons. The record is from RefSeq and is a predicted model, not a curated record. Lineage: Eukaryota; Fungi; Basidiomycota; Agaricomycetes; Polyporales; Laetiporaceae. Gene Ontology annotation, molecular function: fatty acid synthase activity. Gene Ontology annotation, biological process: fatty acid biosynthetic process. Bases 1 to 2286 code for a protein of 761 amino acids.
AUGCCAGCGAAACUCCCUAGCUACUCCAACCCUGACUCCAAUGCAGUCGCUAUCCUCGGCAUCUCUAUCUCUGCGCCUGCCAAUGAUGCGCAUGGCCUUGAUGCUGAAACAUGCUACGAGUUUCGCAAGAGUGUCAGCAUCAACACUGUGCCUUCCGUCUGCUGUAACGUCGUAGCGCACCAUGAUAUAACCCCUGCAAAGGCCCACACUAAGACUAGGUUUCCUCGCGGACUUUACAAUCAAGACCUGCAGGAAUUAGGUGUUACUCCUAUGGAGUACCCUCAUGUUCCCGUCAUGGAAGUCAUCUUGCUCACUCGAAUAUUCGGUGCUUUGGAACACAGCGGUGUGGAAUAUCGCGGCACGAGAACUGGUGUAUAUGUCGAAUGCAUUCGAGGAAACAUGAUCCUUGAGAUGGACAUUACGCAGGCUGGAGCUUGCUGCACAACGGGUGUAUGGCUGUCCAAUGCUGUAAAUCACAUCAAAUGCGCUUUAGAUCUUUUGGGACCAUCCUUCACGCUAGAUACUGCUUUCUCUCCACGCCAAAGUGCUACGCAACUGGCUGUUGAAGCAAUCGCAGACGGACAGUGCUCCCAAGCUGUUGUCGCGAGCAUCGCUUCCACUUUGAGUUCUAUUGAUGAGGUCAAUGGCUCCGUUCACGGCAAUGCUGUGAGCGCUGUGGUGUUAAAGCGCCACGAUCUCGCCGUCAAAGACCGUGACAACAUUUACGCCACCUACACCGGCAUCUCACUGACAUCUUUCGAGUCCAUCGCAGGCCCGCUCACCACGCCCAGUCCCAAGGCUUUUGGAACUGGCAUCAGACACCCUAUCGAGCAUGAGCGACGUCCCGAGCAUCCAGACAUACAUAUACUCAAAGAUGGGCCUUUCCUUUUCGCCAUCGGCGCUCUUUCACUCAAAGCUGUGAAUACAUCGGAAAGAUUUCAUAAGGAUCGAUGCGCAGAACACACUGCACUUACGCUUUCCGCACGCCUCGGCAACCGUGCACGGCAGAUGCCAUGGAGAACUUACGCAGUUGCUGACUGUCUCCAGAGCGCGGCCUUUCCAGACCCGGUUGCGGUAGAGAAGCGGCCCAACCCGCUCGUGUUUUGCUUCUCUGGUCAAGGUCCGCACCAUUGGCAGCAAGGACGCGACUUCAUGGCUACGUAUUCAGUUUUUCGCGAGAGCAUCCAUGCUUGCGAUAAAGCGUACUUCGCAUAUACUGGGAACUCGUUCCUGCAGGAGACGGGACUGUUUGUCGCAGACCCUCCAACAUCGUCUCCUCUCGCGGAGAGCUCCACUUGGCCAGCCGCUAUCAUAUCGGUCUCCAUGACAUUCUUCCAAAUUGCCAUGUUCGAUCUUCUGACGUCUCUGGGCAUUAAGCCAGACGCUAUCGUGGGUCCCUCCAUCGGGGUUACCGCUGCUAUGUACGCUUCCGGUGCUAUGCCUCGUGAAAUGGUCAUAGAAAUCGCAAUUUCCCGAGGACGUGCUCUCGCCAUGGUUGACAAUAUGGGAGGUGCCAUGUUCGCAGUUUCCGGCUGCAACGUCGAUCGCAUUCGUGGAUAUGCAGACACUGUUGCUUCUCUCAACAAGCUGAGAAAGGAAGAGUCCAGCAAGCUUUACGUGGCUGCGCCCCUGAGCCCUACGGAUACCGUGUUCUCUGGUUCAGAAGUCCUCGUCAAUUUGUUAACGAAGUACAUCGAUACCUAUGUGGACGGUGUUAUUGCUCGCAAGUUGCCAGUGACUACAGGGGUACAUUCGCCUUUUGUGGAUGCCUGCGAAGACGCGUACCGCUCGGAGCUGAGCAGGAUUUUCUCCCGAUAUGCGGGCCCAUUCAUUCCUUCCAUCCCCGAUAUGUCCAUGGUUACUGCUGAGUUCCAAUCCUGUGGGUACACUGUGGACUACCUCUGGGAUAAUCUGCAACAGCCUAUGCUAUUCUUGCCUGCCAUUAUCGGUCUAUUGAACAAGUGCGGCGAACGUACGACGUUCAUUGAAGUGUCGCCUCAUCCAGUUCAUUCUCUAUGGAUUAAGAAGGCGGGGGCGUUUGAUUCGUUGGCAACGGCUACGCGCCCUCCCUCGGCACGACACCUGAUACCUGGCGCCAAACGUCAUCGGGAGACUGAAGCCUUUUUACAGACGAUAGGGCAACUGCUACUCUAUGGGGUCAACUCGAUCAACUUCUCUGUUCUCAACGGCUGUCCUUCGGAGCCGCUCGACGGCCCUUUUCACCCAUUCGGGAAGAUUUUCGAUUCAUGUCAUGGAUUGGAAGGCCUCGUACCUUCGUCAUGUUAA